UCUGGCUUGUCGGGGGCACUGUGUUGCGGUGUCGUACUGGCACGGCCACUCGCUGAGCCUGAGCUGACGCGCGCGGCUUCUUGGGUGUGAGUGUGACCUCCGAAGGCCAAAGAGCGCAGGCUGGAGAAGUCGAUGGUGGUGGACCACGAGUCCGGGAAGAGCGUGGAGAGCGAGGCGAGGACCAGCUCCGGAGUGUUCCUUACCAAGACGCAGGAUGAAGUCGUUGCAAGAAUAGAGGAACGGAUUGCAGCUUGGACCUUCCUUCCACCAGAAAACGGCGAAUCCAUUCAAGUACUACGCUAUAAGAAUGGUGAGAAGUACGAGCCACAUUUUGAUUACUUCAAUGAUAAACAGAAUCAACUUAUCGGGGGCCAACGAAUUGCCACUGUACUCAUGUACCUGUCCAAUGUUAAGAUGGGCGGAGAGACCAUCUUCCCAAUUUCAGAGGACCAGCUGACACAGGAGAAAGACGAUACAUGGUCCGAAUGUGCAAAAUUGGGUUAUGCAGUUAAACCGGUAAAGGGUGACGCGUUGCUGUUCUUCAGCCUCCAUCCCAACGCGACAACGGACACGAAGAGCCUGCAUGGGAGCUGCCCCGUCAUCGAGGGCGAGAAGUGGUCGGCGACGAAAUGGAUCCAUGUGCGAUCCUGGUCCUCCGGUUUCCCGAAGGCAAGGACGGGUGGUUGCCAAGACGAAGAUGAUAUGUGCCCAAGGUGGGCUGCGGCCGGCGAGUGCGCGAAGAACCCAGAGUACAUGGUGGGUACCAGAGCCUCGCCUGGUUCCUGCCGGAAGAGCUGUAAUGUGUGUAGACUGUUAAGUGUAGCUGUGAACUUCUGAAUUCAAUGGCUGAUGAUCAAAAUAAAAAGAAAUGCUG
Molecule: messenger RNA, 874 nt
Organism: Panicum virgatum (switchgrass)
Lineage: Eukaryota; Viridiplantae; Streptophyta; Magnoliopsida; Poales; Poaceae
Product: probable prolyl 4-hydroxylase 7
Exons: 5
Coding region: 133-837 (234 amino acids)
Biological process (GO): peptidyl-proline hydroxylation to 4-hydroxy-L-proline
Cellular component (GO): endoplasmic reticulum
Molecular function (GO): iron ion binding; L-ascorbic acid binding; procollagen-proline 4-dioxygenase activity
Source: RefSeq, a predicted model, not a curated record